This is a messenger RNA of Mesorhabditis spiculigera, 978 nucleotides long. The record is from the annotation of a GenBank genome assembly. NCBI's taxonomy places the organism in Eukaryota, Metazoa, Nematoda, Chromadorea, Rhabditida, Rhabditidae.
AUGGACAACAUCAUAUUCGUGCUGGACACGACGCAGCCCGAGAUGAGCCCGGAGACGAACCUUCAGAUUUACACAAUCAUGGAAUACGCUUCAGGCAUGAUGUCAAAAUACGAGAAAUUAAUCGCUCUAGCUUUAGUCUUUACAACAAUCGUAAAUCUAUACGCUUUGUAUGUUAUUUGGUAUAAGACGCCGAUGCAUAUGAAGAAGUACGGCCGAUCAUUGGCGGCGUACCAGUUUGUUUCGCUGUUGAUGGAUGUCAUGCUCUGCUCAGCAACAGUACCGUAUCUGAUAUUCCCCGUGCCAGGCGGAUAUCCGCUAGGAUGGAUGUCCCACGUGGGGAUCUCGACGCAGCUGCAACUUGUACUCGUCGGUCUGGUCGGCACCGAAAUGGGGGUGGUAAUGAUCACGCUAUUCAUGACACGGCAACAGGCCAUUAUGCCCGAUUCACAUCCACUAAAAUGGUCGUCACGAACGGGACAUGCGCUCUUCAUUGCCGGCCACCUGGUGCUAUAUUUACAUAUCAGCGGCAUGCUUCUUUACAUGCUCACCCACGACGACCAAUCGGCCGCGAAAAAGAUUUAUCAGGAGGUUGUCCAAACGGUUGGUCAUUUUCAGAAAUAUCCAUUCUUUCGCCGUUUCUUUGACAUUGAGUCCCUGUACGUCUUUGACCCCGUCAUUGGCGGCAUCAUAAUAGUGAACCUAGUCGUUUUGUUCUUCGUCUUUCUCGCCAUGAUUCUAGCUGCCAGCACGACAAGCUUCAUCGGGCUCGCCAGUCAAAAACAGUUCAUGAGCGCCAAAACCUAUAAGUUACAGCAGCAAUGGAUAUACAAUUGCGUUAUCCAGGUGAGAUGGAGUCAGCAGGAGUACCUUCUUUGCGGUAAUUAUCGCAAUCGUGCGCAACAAAUUAUUGUUGGCAAGACUUAUAGCAACACGUUGGAAAUCGGUUGUGAUACCGUGUUUCCCCUGAUGCAUCCCCGU